AUGUUUCACCCUGUAGCCGAACAAGACCCCAGCAACCCUCUGAAUCUUCCGAUCUAUGAAUGCUGGUUCUGUCCAACGAGAUGGAUAGGCUUUUCCGGCCUACUCUUUCACCUUGAAGACGGCCGCUGCGUGAAGAAGGACCGAAUCCGUACCCUCGCCUUCGAGUCCCCAGAGUAUGGCUUCUAUGGGAACCAUCUCACCGACGAUAAUCCAUUCUUCUGCUUCAAAUGCCACGCUCAAUUUCCGCAAAUUUCAUACCUUUAUUACCAUGUCGAGCGCAACUCUUCCUGCUCGCACCUGCUCGACAAAUCCGAGUGCCUAGAUGCUCUCCGUGACUUCUACAUUGAGUACUACGAGUGCCCUGGUACUGAUUACGUCCACUAUUGA
Penicillium robsamsonii is the source of this 387-nucleotide messenger RNA. RefSeq lists its product as uncharacterized. The record is from RefSeq and is a predicted model, not a curated record. The transcript has a single exon. The coding region runs from base 1 to 387 and encodes 128 amino acids. Lineage: Eukaryota; Fungi; Ascomycota; Eurotiomycetes; Eurotiales; Aspergillaceae.